Messenger RNA from Anopheles coluzzii, 1811 nucleotides. RefSeq lists its product as uncharacterized. Bases 28 to 1650 code for a protein of 540 amino acids. The record is from RefSeq and is a predicted model, not a curated record. Gene Ontology annotation, molecular function: long-chain fatty acid-CoA ligase activity. Gene Ontology annotation, biological process: long-chain fatty acid metabolic process; fatty-acyl-CoA biosynthetic process. The transcript is spliced from 3 exons. Lineage: Eukaryota; Metazoa; Arthropoda; Insecta; Diptera; Culicidae.
CCCUAGCAAAAACAAAAAAACAAAACGAUGCAAAGUCAUUACAACCCAACCGAACAGACGUGGUACGGUGAAAGCUUACCGUCCGUACUCAAUCCGGCCGCCGGUAUUGGCCGCAUCGUGCUCGAUGUGCUCGCCCGCUCGCCCGACCGCGUCAUCCAGAUCAAUGCCGACACGGGCCGGCAAACGACGUGCGGCGAGAUGAGGCGGCGCAUCGUUCGGGUCGCACUGCACCUGCGUCGCCUUGGUUACCGGCGCGGUGACUUUGUCAGCCUUGCCUGCGGCAACGGCGAGCAGGUCGUGCCGGUGCUGAUCGGCUGCUGGGUACUGGGGCUGGCCGUCAAUCCCCUUGCGCCCGUCUUCGAGAAGGCCGACUUUGUGCACAUGAUGAAGCAAACGCAAUCGGGGCUGGUGUUUUGCGAUCCGGCCAAUGCGGGCGUGGUGCGGGAAGCGGUCCACGAAGCGAUUACGCACGGUGCGCAACUGUUUGCGAUGGGACCGGCAGCGGAGGGGGUUCAUCGGUCGGUGGACGAGCUGCUGGAACCGAUCGACGGGGAGGAGUGCUUUCGGGCGGAGUAUUUGGGCGACGCGUCCAAGCUGCUGGCGAUGGUGCUGUGCUCAUCCGGCACGACCGGCCUGCCCAAGGGUGUCUGUCUGUCGCACGCGCACUUUGUCGAUGGAAUGGUCUUUUCCACCGACGCUUCCGACGGUCCCAUCUUCAACUUUAGCUCGCUGUUCUGGGCGACCGGCAUCUUUGCCGUGAUGACCUCGCUGCUGCACAGCCGGCCGCGCGUUCUCACCAGCAAACCCUACCAGCCGGACCUGCUGCUCGAUCUGAUUGAAACGUAUCGCAUCGAGAAUCUGUUCACCCCUCCCUCGUACGUGUCGACCCUGCUGGCCCACCCUCGCACUGCCCGGGCCGAUCUGAGCAGCGUUCGCCAGUGGCAGCUCGGUGGUUCCCGCGUACCGACGGAAAUGACACUGCGCCUGCAGAAGCUGCUUCCCCAGGGGCACACGCGCUCCAUCUACGGCAGCUCCGAGAUUGGGUUUAUCACGCGCAAUGACGUCACGGUGAAGCCGGGCUCGGUCGGUCCGCUCACUACGAACGUCCAGUGCCGGGUGUUGGAUGAGGAUGGCCAACCGGUCGGGGUAGGAGUUGCCGGCGAGCUUGUACUACGCCAUCGGUACAUGUUUCUGGGUUACCUGCACAAUCCGGAAGCGACCGCGAACGCACUGACCGAGGACGGGUUCUUCCGGAGCGGCGACAUCGGGUACAUCGAUGCGGACGGCAGCCUGUACGUGGUCGAUCGCAUCAAGGACAUCAUCAAGUACAACAACUACCAGGUGUCGCCGUCCGAUCUGGAGUGCAUCAUACAGCGCAUGGACGGGGUGAAGCAGGUGUGCGUGAUCGGGGUGCCGGCGCCGGACGGUUCGAGCGAUCUGCCGAUGGCGGUGGUCGAGCGGAAGGUGGCCGGCGGUGGUGGUGGUGCGACGCCGCUGCGUGAGGAGGACAUUGUGCGGCAUGUCGAGGGACAGGUGGCGGACUUCAAGCGGCUGCGGGGCGGGGUGCGGUUCGUGGACAGCUUCCCGAUGACGCCGUCCGGAAAGAUACUGAGGCGUGCGGUAAAACAGAUGAUUAAUGAUUCGAAAUGAAGUAGAUAGUUUUAAUUCAAAAUUUAUUAUUUUACACUCAAAUUGUAAGAUGACUUCCGAAGUCAAUUCUUACGCUUCGACAGGAAAUUAUAUGGUAUUUAGGAUAUUUUCUUCGUAUGAUAACAAUUAUUGUAAGUGAUUAAAGAAGUGUUGAAAAACAA